UGCAUAACUUCAUAACCAAGAUUACACGCCCUCUUGUAGAGAAAGAACAUAAAACGCCCCUCUCUCUCUCACUGCAACUCUCCUCUCCCUCUCUACUCGGGAACUCAGAAUUUGCAGUAGCAACGAGCUAUGAGUCGAGGAACAGGAGCUGGAUAUGAUCGCCAUAUCACUAUUUUCUCCCCUGAAGGUCGACUUUAUCAAGUUGAGUAUGCCUUCAAGGCUGUAAAGGCAGCUGGCAUUACCUCAAUUGGAGUUCGGGGCAAGGAUUCUAUCUGUGUUGUUACUCAGAAGAAGGUCCCAGACAAGCUCUUGGAUCAGACCAGUGUAACCCACUUGUUUCCCAUUACAAAGUAUCUUGGAUUGUUGGCCACUGGAAUGACAGCUGAUGCACGGUCAUUGGUCCAGCAAGCAAGGCAUGAAGCAGCUGAGUUUCGUUUUAAAUGGGGUUAUGAAAUGCCUGUUGAUGUGCUCGCCAAAUGGAUUGCGGACAAAUCCCAGAUCUAUACACAGCAUGCAUAUAUGAGACCCCUUGGAAUAGCUGCUAUGGUUUUGGGUAUUGACGAAGAAAAGGGGCCUCAACUUUUCAAAUGUGAUCCAGCUGGCCACUUUUUCGGCCAUAAGGCAACAAGUGCCGGCUUGAAAGAACAAGAAGCAAUUAACUUUUUGGAGAAAAAAAUGAAGAAUGAUCCUGCCUUCUCCUAUGAGGAGACUGUACAGACUACGAUUUCUGCCCUGCAAUCAGUUCUCCAAGAAGAUUUCAAGGCCACUGAGAUUGAGGUAGGAGUCGUGAGAAGGGAAAAUCCAGUUUUCAGAGUGUUGUCCACAGAGGAGAUUGAUGAACAUUUGACAGCCAUAAGUGAACGUGACUAAAUUUGCUGGUGGCCCAAUACUUAUGGGACCAAUGGUACUCCAUUUCUCCUUCUAGUUUUUGUUUUUGCCUUUGACAAGUGAUCUUGGUACUUUUCGAUUCAAUGGCCAGUGGCCCUUUCAAACUUGAUUCAGGUUGAAGAGCUUCAGAUUGAUAUAUACAUGAUCAGGCAUUAUGAUAGUUGUAUUUUUAGUGCAAUUAUGAUCUCAUCAAGAUCUCCCAAAACAGACUCAUUGUUGAAACUAAAAUUUCAUCGUUUCAGUUAUUUAUUUCUCUGAUCAAUGAAAUAGCUGUCUUGUGUUUC
Messenger RNA from Amborella trichopoda, 1172 nucleotides. RefSeq names its product 20S proteasome subunit PAA2 (gene PAA2). Gene Ontology annotation, cellular component: proteasome core complex; proteasome core complex, alpha-subunit complex. Gene Ontology annotation, biological process: ubiquitin-dependent protein catabolic process. The record is from RefSeq and is a predicted model, not a curated record. NCBI's taxonomy places the organism in Eukaryota, Viridiplantae, Streptophyta, Magnoliopsida, Amborellales, Amborellaceae.